CUGAUGAUCCUGAUCAUGUUCUCGUACAACGACGACACAAACCAGACUCCACAACCAUCAUCAACCAGAAAGCUAGCCAAAACCUCUACCUCACUACAACACCGCCCCCACCCGCAAGAUGCCAUCCGACGCCGCCUACUGGCUCGUAUCAGCCCCACUCAAGAACGGCGACGACAACGACCUCUUUCGGUCCAUAAAGACGGUCGUUACCGAUAACACCCUCAUCGGGGGGCUCGAGUUGCCCAGUCUCAAGGCCGGGACACUCUCCUCCCUCUUGACACUCAGCGACGCUUUACCUAAACACGACGCCUACUUCACCUCGGUCGUCGCCAAGCUACUCGAUACCAUCAAAUCCCUCGCAGCCGGUUCCGCCCAAUCCCAAUCCCAAUCCGCAUCCCAAUCCCAAUCUCAAUCCGACAAGGACAAACUAGAAUCCUACGCCCGUAUCAACGACCUCCCCCCGACUCAAUACCUCAUCCCGCACUCCGGAGCUCGUCAAGGGUGGACCUGGGACGCCGCGAGGUGGGGCCAGGAUGGGAAAGUGAUCGAUGUCGUCGAGGCGCUCGUCAAGGAGAUGAACAGUAUAGAUUCGAUCCAGAAGCAAAAGGUCCAGGGGUAUAAUCUGGCCAAGGGGAGUUUGGCGGGGAUGCAGAGGAAGAAGAUGGGAAACUUGUCGACGAAAUCCCUCGUCGGGAUAGUUUCCAAGGAAGACGUCGUCGUCGAUAGUGAAUACCUCGAGACUCUGCUCGUCGCCGUGCCCAACAACCUCGUACGGGAUUGGAAGGAAAAGUAUGAAAGGCUUACUACGAUGGUCGUACCUAGGAGUAGCUCGGAGAUCACCAAGGACGACGAGUACACCCUCUUCAACGUGACCGUCUUUAAAAAGGUCAAGGACGAAUACCUGCACAAGUGCCGUGAACACAAGUUCUUGGCGAGAGAGUUUGCGUUUGAUGACGAGGCUGAACAGCGUCAACAGCAAGAGAUGGAAGAGGCGUCGGCGGAGGAGAAGGAACUUUGGACCGACCUCCUGCGACUGUCGAGGACCAACUUUUCCGAGGCGUACCAGCUGCUCGUACACUUGAAGGUCGUCCGGCUGUACGUCGAGAGCGUAUUGCGGUACGGUCUACCGGCAGACUAUUCCGCCAUCGUGUUACAGCCCGAUUCGAAGACCUCGUUGAAGACCCUGAAAUCGCUCUCGUCCUACUUCCAAUUCCUCGCAUCAAAAGAACGCGGGACCGGGAAAAAGGCGUCGGGAACGGGUGGCAACAACGACGAGGUCGCUGGCGAGUGGGGUGCGGUGAUGGAGCAAGAGUAUUACGAUUUCGUCCUGUUCGAAGUGCCCAAGGUGGUCACAUGAUCGAGCGAUAUUUUCUUGCUUUUUGUGAUGACGAUAGAAGGACGGAUGGUUUGUUGUAACGUCAUGGGAGUUUGGCAUCUCUCGGUCUCUAGUUUUACCUUCUUAGCCGAAGAUUUUGUUUGGUUUGUUGCUUGCCGUGAAAGCGUAUGACAUCUCGAUAUAUACCUCGAAUUUGACAUUGCCACUUAUAUCAAAC
This is a messenger RNA of Filobasidium floriforme, 1553 nucleotides long. RefSeq lists its product as uncharacterized. Bases 119 to 1357 code for a protein of 412 amino acids. Gene Ontology annotation, molecular function: proton-transporting ATPase activity, rotational mechanism. The transcript has 8 exons. NCBI's taxonomy places the organism in Eukaryota, Fungi, Basidiomycota, Tremellomycetes, Filobasidiales, Filobasidiaceae. Gene Ontology annotation, biological process: proton transmembrane transport. The record is from RefSeq and is a predicted model, not a curated record. Gene Ontology annotation, cellular component: vacuolar proton-transporting V-type ATPase, V1 domain.